Messenger RNA from Spirodela intermedia, 3946 nucleotides. The record is from the annotation of a GenBank genome assembly. Lineage: Eukaryota; Viridiplantae; Streptophyta; Magnoliopsida; Alismatales; Araceae.
AUGGAGGAAACCCGGAUGCUGUCAUGGGGCGUUUUUCGCUCCCUCCUCGCGAUCGUCCAGUGGUGGGGGUUUAAUGUCACCGUAAUCAUCAUGAACAAGUGGAUCUUUCAGGUUCUCACCCGGAGCUCCAGUUUCUCGUCAAUUUUCUGUCCUAUCGUUCUGAAAUUUAUCUCUCCAUGAUUUUUUUUAAUAUUUAUUGAUUGAAUUCAUUUUUUGGUGGUCAUCGAGUUGACCCGAUUUUUGACCUUCUCUUUAACUGAGUUCAAACUAAAGGAAACUCUAAUUUCGUUUGUCCGAGUCCAUCCACUUUUAUUCCCUUGUGUUCUUGUUAAAAUUCAAAGGAUUUUUUUUCACGAUGAAGAUUUGCAGCUAGAUGAAUGGGCGUUACCUUUUUGAGACAUUAUCUUCUUUUCUGUAUUAUUUUUGUUUCAAACCGACGUUGACUUUUUUAUGCUUGGAAUUCGAGAGUGUGUGAUCCUACGUUGGUUAAUUGAGUGCAUGGUAACGAUGACUGUAUCCCCUUACUUCCUACCAACAUAAGAUGCAUAUGAAAAUAGUCAUUUGGAUUUCAGGAACUUAGAAGGUUAUGAAGAGCUCUGAGCAUCAACGUCAAUGUCACAGUGUUGUGAUCUCUUGGUCUGCUGUUAGAAUCCUCGCCCAAAAAUAUUAUGUAACAAAGCUUAGAUCCUGGAUUCACAUACGUUCACCUAUCUCGAAACUGGUUCAUAUUAGAAAAUAUAGGGGAUGUGGUUGUCUGGGAUCUGUAUCAUCUAAAAGCUCGUGGUGACUCUGCCCUCUAUCUUGUCUCCAUCUUUCACACAUUUGAUAUGAAAUAGAUGGUAGCCUCGUGCUCAGCUGACCGUUGGGAGUGUUGAGGGUGAUCACCUGGCUGAGCAUACGCCUAAUUUAAAGGAGCUACAUCCACUUGUGGACUUUAUACCUGCUUUUUAUUUAUUGCAUUUGGAAGGGUCAAAAGGAGAAUUAUAUCAUAAAGACGUACAACAAUGAAUGUUAUUGCGUUUAUUUCUUUUGCACAUGAGGAUUAUAUAGUUUAGGAUAUUCAGCCUUUGCUUUUUUUUUUAAUUUUUUUGAGGGAAUGCUCAGCUGUCAUACCACAAGGCAGUAUCUGUUGAAACUGUGGAAACACUACCGAGACCUUUCGGAUCGAUUUGGAGUUCCAUAUACUUUUGCAGAAAAUCGAGGUGUAGUGUCAGGGCCGUAGCCAUUUGAUCUAAUUCGGAUCCCCAUUUAGAGAUUGGAACCCCAUUCUGGUGCACCCAAUUAUGUAAUAACUGAACCUAGUCUGGUAGAUUGGGUAUAGUCUGUACUUUUGACAGAAAUAUGUAGCAUGAUUCCUCCAAGAAAAAUGCAAUAGAUCAGGAGAGGUGGGCCAAUAGCAAGCAUCCAUUAACUGCUUGGGCCUAUCAACUGAGUUCACAGGAGUUCCUCACAUAAAGGAGCUCGAUAAGGACACGGAGACAAUUGCAGCUGAUUCAGAUCAAAGAAGCGUCUGCUGUCUUAAUUUUAAUGCCAUCUAUUUUGAGCCUUUGACUGAAGGAAUGAUGUGUUGGUCGCCUGAGGUGAGUUGAUAUGGUUGAUGACAGUCCAGUGUAGGCUGUUUUCAUUUAUUUUUGUGAUUAUAAUUUAAUCCCUUUAAUUUAGCUGGCUUUGUCAUUCCAUUAAUUUUAUCUCUCCUGACAUACUUGUUACAUCUAUCAAGUUUCUGGUUGGUUCUCAGAUUGAUCUGUGCUGCAGGGCCACGUCUCUGUCAGCAAUUGUGUUCUCAUGUUGACUGGAAUUAGUAUUUUUCUUGUGUUAACUAUGUUUGUCAUGGUACAAUCAACCUGCCAUAUGAUCGUCAUCAUAUAUAUUUGCGCCGAAAACAAUGAUUCCAGUGGAACAUAUUAGUGAAAACACUGGCCUAAGUAUGUUUCCAUCCUACACAAUUAUGGAUGAUGAUCAUGGCUGCUAUUCUAGUCGUUCGGGCUUCUUCUUUCUUAUCAUGGACGUUGUUCGUUCUAUCAGCAUGGUAACUCCUUUCUGUCAGCUUUAUAUGACCAGUGUUUUCAUUCAUAUUCCAUUGGAAUCAUUGUUUUCAGCGCAAACAUAUAUGAUGACGAUCCUGGUAUCUAUUCUAGUCGCUGAGACUUCUUUUUUUUUUUUUUGAACGCUGUUCAUCUUAUCAGCAUGAUAACUCUAUGGUGUCUUUUUUAUUAGUGCGAGUUCUCUAGAUACGAAGCUUGGGACUGACGUUUCUGAUCUACUAUUUGUUGUUUUGGAUACAGAAACUGGAUUUCAAAUUUCCCUUGACCGUCUCAUGUAUUCACUUUAUAUGCUCCUCUAUUGGAGCAUAUAUUGCCAUCAAAUUGCUGAAGAUUAAACCACUAAUUGAGGUUGAUCCAGAAGACCGUUGGAGAAGAAUAUUUCCUAUGUCGUUUGUCUUUUGCAUCAACAUCGUUUUGGGGAAUGUGAGCUUGCGUUACAUUCCUGUCUCCUUCAUGCAGACAAUUAAAUCAUUCACACCUGCAACGACAGGUUAAUUCGGAUCUCUACCUCAUAAUUAUAUACAAAUCAUGUUCAUAACGUAAGAAAGAGAGUUCACCUGUCUAAUCUUGUUCUUGCGCUAAGCAGUGAUUUUGCAAUGGGUUGUGUGGAGAAGACACUUUGACUGGAGAAUAUGGGCAUCUUUGGUACCAAUUGUUGGAGGAAUCCUUUUGGCCUCUCUCACAGAGCUUAGUUUCAACAUACUUGGAUUUUGUGCUGCACUAUUUGGUUGUUUGGCUACUUCUACUAAAACUAUCUUGGCAGAGUCUCUACUUCACGGGUACAAAUUUGACAGGUAAUCCCCCCUCUUUGGAGUUAAUCCAUAUGCUUCUCCUUUCCUCUACGUGUGAUGCCACUGCCAUUUCUUUUUCUAGUGAACGAAUGAACGAUGAGAUUUUAUUUUUUUCUGAUCAAGAUGGAGAAAGAAUAAAUAGCAAACUAAACUCUGGAUUACGUUUAUUUCAUUUUAAAGAAAUGAUAUAUCCGUGUGCCGCUGAUGUGCUGCGAUCAGUGUUGUCGUCAAGUCACUAGUUUGGUAUUUAUUGCUACUUUUUCUCUCGUGCCUUGGUUUAACCUUGUGGACUGUUUAUCGAACAUAGCUUAGCAGGAAAUACUCUUUUCCUCUUCGUGCCUUGGUUUAAUAUUCUGUUCUCUUAUUUGCCAAAUGAAAGAAAAAGACUGGCGCAUUCACGUAUACACAUUCACUUUGAAAUAAUUUGCUCUCUCUCUCUCUCUCUCUCUCUCUCUCUCUCUACAGGUCUAUAUUCGUAUAAAAAUAUUAUAUUUAUAUUUAAUUGAUUCCGUGGGCCUUCUGAUGUCUGUAAAUAUCUCUUUUAAUUGGUGGUGCAUGAAACACUUAUCUGAUGUAGCAUAAACACGGUCUACUACAUGGCACCGUUCGCCACUAUGCUCUUGGCGGUGCCGGCGAUACUGCUGGAAAGUGGCGGGGUGGUAACGUGGCUCUACACCCACGAGUCCGUCGGGUCAGCGCUCGUCGUCAUCCUCGGCUCCGGCGUCCUGGCCUUCUGCCUGAACUUCUCCAUCUUCUACGUCAUUCACUCGACCACCGCCGUCACCUUCAACGUCGCCGGCAACCUAAAGGUCAGCCCAACCUACCCGCUCCCCCGUUGACCACCGUGACCAGGACUCUCUCUCUCUCUCUCUCUCUCUUCUGACUACGGCAGCGCAGGUGGCGGUGGCGGUGAUGGCCUCGUGGGCGGUCUUCCGCAACCCCAUCCCGGGGCUGAACGCGUUCGGCUGCGCGGUGACGCUCUGCGGCUGCACCUUCUACGGCUUCGUGAGGCACAAGCUGGCGCAGCAGCCGGGAACCCCUCGGGCCCCCGCCAACCGGGACGUGUUGGAGCUGCUCCCCCUUGUAAAUGAGAAACAGGAUAAGGCUUAA